AUGCUGCGCAUCUCUGUCGCAAGAACGAGGCACCUCGCCGCCGGCGCCGUCGCCCCGAGGGUCGGUUCCCAAUGGCUUCACGCGCACCGGCCCGCUCAGAUGGCCUUCGGCCAGCGCUACUUUGCCGAUGUCAGGAAGACCGAUGAGACCGUUCUGCCCGGCUCGCAAAGCGCAAGGGCUGCCGAUGACAUCCCUCCUCCGCCGACCACCUCUCCCGUAAACCCUACACCUUCCGGUACCGUUCCUCCGUCCGAGGUCCCUCUGACGCCUCCUACACCUGGCCAGGUCCACGCGCAGUCGCCGCCUUCGGGAUCGGCCCCCGGUGCUGGCACUGGCGUGCCCCUUGGCACCGGCAGCGCUUCCGUCGGUCCUACCGCCGGCUCUCCCGCUCCGCCGCCCAAGAAGAAGAAGAAGGGUAGCUUCCGUCGCUUCCUGCUCACCUUGCUCACCCUGACCACCGUUGGAUACGCUGGCGGUAUCUACUACUCGCUCAUCUCCGACAACUUCCACGACUUCUUCACCGAGUACGUGCCCUUCGGCGAGGAUGCGGUUGGCUACUUCGAGGAGCGUGAGUUCCGCAAGCGCUUCCCUGGCGGCGCUGUUCCGUCCAGGCUGCACCAGCAGAUCCGUGGCGAGAACAAGGUCACCAUUCCCAGCAAGAGCGGUCUCUCCUGGAAGGUUUCCGACGAGAAGGAGGAUUCCAAGAGCGGCGCCGACUUGUCCAAGUCUGGCAGGCAUACUAGUGCAGUUGAGGAUAACAAGGCUGCCGUUUCCAAGGAAAAGAAGCCUGCUCCCAAGUCCGCGGCUCCGGCGAAGUCUGCUCCCGCUGCCACUGUUGCCCCGAUCGACAAGCUCAGCCUUGACGGAGCUACGGAGCCCGUUGUCCAGGAUGUUGUCAAGAUCAUCAACGAUAUCAUCACUGUGGUCAACGCCGAUAACGCGGGCUCGAAGUACGACUCUACCAUUUCCAAGGCCAAGGGCGAGCUCACCAAGGUCAUCAACGACAUCCAGACCAUGAAGGCUAUUGCCGAGAAGCAGAGCGAGGAGAAGAUCAGAAAUCUGCAUACCGAGUUUGAUGCUGGUGCGAAGGAGCUCGUCAGCCGGAUUGAGGCCGAGAUUCAGGGCCAGGAAGCCCGCUGGAAGGACGAGUUCGAAGCUGAGCGUGAGAAGCUUGCUCAGACCUACCAGAGCAAGCUGAGAGCUGAGUUGGAGGCUUCCCAAAAGGUCUACGACCAGAAGCUGAAGAACGAGCUCCUCGAGCAGGCCAUCGCGCUCAACCGUCAAUUUGCCAACUCGGUCCACGACCGCGUGGAGCAGGAGCGCCAGGGUCGUCUUGCCAAGCUCAACGAGCUCUCCGACGCCGUUGCCGAGCUUGAGAAGCUGACAGCCGAGUGGAACUCUGUCAUCGACUCCAACCUCCGCACUCAGCACAUGCUCGUCGCCGUCGAGGCCGCCCGCAACGCCGUCGAAAAGGCCGACCAGCCGCGCCCCUUUGUCGAGGAGCUCGCCGCCCUCAAGGAGGUCGCCGCCGAGGACCCCGUGGUCAACGCGGCCAUCGCCUCCAUCACCCCCGCGGCCUACCAGAAGGGCGUCCCCACGCCCUCGCAGCUCAUCGACCGCUUCCGCCGCGUCGCCUCCGAAGUCCGCAAGGCGGCGCUGCUGCCCGAGGACGCCGGCGUCGCUUCCCACGCCGCCAGCCUGGUGCUGAGCAAGGUCAUGUUCAAGAAGGGCGGCGACGGCCAGGGCCUGCCCGUCGGCAACGACGUCGAGUCCGUGCUCACCCGCACCGAGAUGCUGCUCGAGGAGGGCAACAUCGACGGCGCGGCUCGUGAGAUGAACGGUCUCAGCGGCUGGGCUAAGGUCCUGGCGAGGGACUGGCUGGGCGAUGCUAGGAGGGUGCUGGAGGUCAGGCAAGCGCUUGAUGUCCUUUCCACGGAGGCGAGACUACAGAGCCUGCUUGUAGAGUAA
Messenger RNA from Diplodia corticola, 1968 nucleotides. RefSeq names its product mitochondrion protein. The coding region runs from base 1 to 1968 and encodes 655 amino acids. The record is from RefSeq and is a predicted model, not a curated record. The transcript has 3 exons. Gene Ontology annotation, cellular component: MICOS complex. Gene Ontology annotation, biological process: cristae formation. Lineage: Eukaryota; Fungi; Ascomycota; Dothideomycetes; Botryosphaeriales; Botryosphaeriaceae.